AUGACUCUAUUCAGCGAUAUGGCCAACUUUGCGGACACAGUUGGCCGAAUCGAGUAUUGCGGUGCUCACAAGAUGGAGAUCGCUUACAAUGGAAACUGCGACUACUGUGGCCGUGGCAUGCCCGCUUUCAAACAAGCAAUUACGGAGUGUCUCACAGUCUUAAUGGAGAAGGUCUAG
Plenodomus lingam JN3 is the source of this 177-nucleotide messenger RNA. Lineage: Eukaryota; Fungi; Ascomycota; Dothideomycetes; Pleosporales; Leptosphaeriaceae. The record is from RefSeq and is a predicted model, not a curated record.